AUUACCGAUGUAGGUAGCUAGGUGUAGCUUCAAUACCUUUCGUAUAAUCGAAAUUUUGUAUGUAGAUUUUUAUAUAAAUUCCGCGUUUCUUUCUCUACUAGUUAUCUUACCUAGUUCUUUAUCUCUUAGUUUAAGCAACCUAUUACUAGCCUAAGAUCAAUUUGCUAUCAAAAACAUCAAGUACAUAAUAUGCUUUCCAUGGUUAGGGAUAGGACUGACCCUCCUUUAUACAAUCUCACUACAGCCCUCAGCAAGGAUAAACAUUGUAUCAAUACUGCGAUAGAUGAGCGGACACUCUCUACCUUAACCAGUGAUGCCAUCCAAAUAGUGAUUAAUAAUGACAAUAGCCAAGUUGCAUGUGGUAAGAUUAUAAACGAGAAAGAUCUCCGCCGAGUUACUUUGACUACUACACCUAUAGAAUCUUUCAAAGCUGAUGGGUCGACAUCUACCACUAUCUGCGACCCUAGCUUUGAAGCGUCCUUCGAUCUCAACAAUAGCCCUUCAAUCUUGCAGACCUCGGUGGAUGAUAUUCAAAUCAAUGAAGUCAAUCUCGAUGAUCCUGGUACCAAGCCUAGUUCGGACGCUACAAAUGCUACCAAGGGGGUAAAAGACGACCUUGAACAUCUCUCAGCUUCUAAAGCUUCUACAAUACAGUCAGGAUGUUCCCAUCGUCUUUGUAAAACAGAGUCAAGCUCUGUUCGUAGCUUAUUCAUCCAUGUCGGAGGACCGCGCUGCAUAUGCCGGUGGAAAUGGGGAUCUACGAUUACAUUUAGUGUCAAGUCAGAGAGCUUUAACGAUGACCACGAAUCAUACGAGCAUACCAUCGCGAGCGCUGAAAAGGCGGCUAUGGAGUGGAACAAAGGCGAAAUUGGCAUCAGAUUUCAGCGAGUCACGGAAAACAUGCCGGCUGUGUUCCAGAUCACAUACGCCGGCGUCUGCCGACCCGACCCAAGACUAUUUGCAGAAGCGUUCUUCCCUGGCGACUCUCCGCCGAAACGGCAACUACAGGUGUAUGCACCAUGCUUCGACAAGAACGCACGAUUUCAUGAGUAUAUGGCUAAUAUCCUCUACCAUGAAUUUGGACACAUUCUAGGCCUGCGGCAUGAGUUUGCCGACGAGGAAGCUUGGGAUUCAGUGCUCGUUGGUGGGCGCAAUCGUUUAUCGGUCAUGAAUUAUUUCGAUCAUCCAAGCGAGAUUCAAAUCCAGGACGACGACUACGCCAACACGAAGCGGUUCUACAGUUCCGACGAGUUAAGGGGGUGCAUGAUUAUUGAAGAAGACCCCGAGAGCCUCGAGCAGUGCUACAUUGGCAAUAGGAGUCAAUCUACGGAAGUCGCCUUCAAAAGUUUUGUCCAUAGGCCAGCCCCUAUCAGCUUGACAAGGCUUGGCAGCAACUGGCAGCCAUAAUAACAAAUGUACCUCCAAAUAUACUGUACUUUGAUUUACUAAUUACACUUCGAAUAUAAAAGCUAAUUUAUUAAAAUAUAUACUAUAAUACAGUUAAGCUAUUAUAUUUUCUUAA
Messenger RNA from Daldinia decipiens, 1522 nucleotides. RefSeq lists its product as uncharacterized. The coding region runs from base 190 to 1407 and encodes 405 amino acids. Gene Ontology annotation, molecular function: metallopeptidase activity; zinc ion binding. NCBI's taxonomy places the organism in Eukaryota, Fungi, Ascomycota, Sordariomycetes, Xylariales, Hypoxylaceae. The record is from RefSeq and is a predicted model, not a curated record. Gene Ontology annotation, biological process: proteolysis. The transcript is spliced from 3 exons.